Messenger RNA from Phaeoacremonium minimum UCRPA7, 2754 nucleotides. Its product is annotated as putative coatomer subunit gamma protein. Gene Ontology annotation, biological process: protein secretion; intracellular protein transport; endoplasmic reticulum to Golgi vesicle-mediated transport. The record is from RefSeq and is a predicted model, not a curated record. Bases 1 to 2754 code for a protein of 917 amino acids. NCBI's taxonomy places the organism in Eukaryota, Fungi, Ascomycota, Sordariomycetes, Togniniales, Togniniaceae. Gene Ontology annotation, molecular function: structural molecule activity. Gene Ontology annotation, cellular component: endoplasmic reticulum; Golgi membrane; COPI vesicle coat. The transcript is spliced from 5 exons.
AUGAAUUACGGCAAGAAGGAUGAGGAUGCCGACGCCGGCCUGGUGAAGGUCGACCGUACCCAGGUCUUUCAAGAAGCACGAUUAUUCAACAGCUCCCCGAUCCAGCCUCGACGAUGCCGAAUCCUCCUUACCAAGAUUGCCCUAUUGCUCUACACGGGCGAUAAAUUCCCUACGAAUGAAGCUACCACCCUGUUCUUCGGCAUCUCGAAGCUGUUCCAGAACAAAGAUGCCAGCUUGCGCCAGAUGGUCCACCUUGUUAUCAAGGAGCUCGCCAGCUCCGCCGAGGACAUCAUCAUGGUGACCAGCACAAUCAUGAAGGAUACUGGUGGCAGUACCGACAUAAUAUUCCGACCCAAUGCUAUCCGGGCUUUGUGCCGUAUUAUUGAUGCGACGACUGUCCAGUCCAUUGAGCGAGUAAUGAAGACUGCGAUUGUCGACAAGAACCCAUCGGUCUCAUCAGCUGCCCUCGUGUCCUCCUAUCACCUACUUCCAAUUGCAAGAGAUGUCGUUAGGCGGUGGCAGAGCGAAACGCAAGAGGCGGCUGCCAGCACCAAGUCAUCUGGUGGCUUCUCCCUUGGUUUCUCCUCCUCGUCCGGCCAGCUACCGGUCAACAACUCCACAAUGACUCAAUACCACGCUAUUGGCUUGUUAUAUCAAAUGCGAAUGCACGACAGGAUGGCUCUAGUUAAGAUGGUCCAGCAGUUCGGCGCAGCCGGCGCAGUCAAGAGCCCUGCCGCCAUUGUGCUGCUUGUCAGGCUCGCUGCCCAACUCGCCGAGGAGGAUGCACAGCUCAGGAAACCUAUGAUGCAACUGCUCGAUGGCUGGCUGAGACAUAAGAGCGAGAUGGUGAACUUUGAGGCAGCCAAGGCAAUCUGCGACAUGAGAGAUGUCACAGAUGCGGAGGUUGCCCAGGCAGUUCAUGUUCUUCAGCUAUUCCUCACCUCUCCUCGAGCCGUCACCAAAUUCGCCGCUCUCCGUAUCCUCCACAACUUCGCUUCCUUCAAGCCGCAAGCCGUCAAUGUCUGCAACCCCGACAUUGAGCUACUUAUUUCCAACAGCAAUAGAUCCAUUGCCACUUUUGCGAUUACCACUCUUUUGAAGACUGGCAAUGAGGCCAGUGUCGAUCGAUUGAUGAAGCAGAUCUCGGGCUUUAUGUCCGAGAUCACUGACGAGUUCAAGAUCACAAUUGUUGAGGCGAUUCGCACACUAUGCUUGAAGUUCCCUAGCAAGCAAGCUGGGAUGCUCCAGUUCCUUAGUGGAAUCUUGCGGGAUGAGGGUGGAUAUGAGUUCAAGCGUGCUGUUGUGGAGAGCAUGUUCGAUCUCAUCAAGUUUGUGCCGGACUCUAAGGAGGAUGCUCUGGCUCAUCUGUGCGAGUUCAUUGAGGACUGCGAGUUCACCAAACUGGCUGUCAGGAUAUUGCACCUUCUUGGACUUGAAGGACCAAAGACUUCACAGCCCACAAAGUACAUCCGCUACAUCUACAAUCGAGUUGUCCUAGAAAACGCAAUCGUCCGAGCUGCCGCUGUCACAGCACUGGCUAAGUUUGGAGUUGGGCAGAAGGAUCCAGAGGUCAAGAGAAGCGUGGAAGUGCUCCUUACUCGAUGCCUUGACGACGUAGAUGACGAGGUCCGGGAUCGUGCAGCUCUCAACCUCAGACUCAUGAACGAGACUGACGACAUGGCGGAGCGAUUCGUCAAGAAUGACAGCAUGUUUUCUCUGUCUUAUUUCGAGCAUCAGCUUGUCAUGUAUGUCACUUCCGACGACAAGUCGACCUUCGAUUCUGCCUUCGACAUCUCCAAGAUCCCUGUCGUCACACGGGAGCAGGCCGAUGCCGAGGACAGGACGAAGAAGCUCACCGCCACUACCCCUUCCCUCAAACCUCCCAAGGUUGCACCAAGCAAGGCUGCGGGCACUGGAGCAGAUCCUACUGCUUCGGCUUCGGCUAUUGCCCAGAAGUACGCUCAAGAACUGAUGCAGAUUCCCGAGAUGAAGGAGUUUGGCACCGUGCUCAAGUCAGCGACUGUUGUUGAGCUCACUGAGGCCGAGACCGAGUACGUUGUCAGGGUUGUCAAGCACAUCUUCAAGGAGCAUGUGGUUCUACAAUACGAGAUUACGAACACUCUUGACUCUGUUCUUCUUGAGAACGUGUCUGUUGUAGCAACACCGGCAGAUGAGGAAGACCUCGAGGAAGUAUUCAUCAUUCCAGCGGAAAAGCUUUCACAGAACGAGCCUGGAAAGGUUUACGUCGCCUUCAAGAAGAUCAAUGGCGAGGCUUCACUACCUAUUACCACGUUCUCCAAUACCCUCAAGUUCACCAGCAAGGAGAUUGAUCCUACUACCAACGAGCCUGAGGACACUGGAUACGAUGAUGAGUACGAGGUUGCUGAGUUCGACUUGGCUGGCAGCGACUAUGUCAUCCCGACAUUUGCUGGCAACUUUGCACACAUCUGGGAGCAGGUCGGCGCCGCUGGAGAAGAAGCAGAGGAGACAUUGCAGCUGAGCGGCAUGAAGAGCAUAGCAGAUGCCACGGAACAACUAGCCAAGACGUUGUCUCUGCAGCCGCUGGAGGGCACCGACGUCCCUGUCAAUCAAACAACGCACACACUCAAGCUCCUCGGCAAGACCGUCAACGGCGGCAGAGUGGUUGCGAAUAUCAGGAUGGCAUACUCGUCGAAGUCUGGAGUUACCACCAAGGUUACGGUGCGAGCAGAGGAGGAGAAUGUGGCUGCCCUGGUUGUGGCAUCAAUUGCGUAA